Messenger RNA from Exophiala spinifera, 1851 nucleotides. RefSeq lists its product as uncharacterized. Gene Ontology annotation, molecular function: 1,3-beta-glucanosyltransferase activity; glucan endo-1,3-beta-D-glucosidase activity. Bases 1 to 1851 code for a protein of 616 amino acids. Gene Ontology annotation, cellular component: fungal-type cell wall; cell surface; extracellular region. The record is from RefSeq and is a predicted model, not a curated record. NCBI's taxonomy places the organism in Eukaryota, Fungi, Ascomycota, Eurotiomycetes, Chaetothyriales, Herpotrichiellaceae. The transcript is spliced from 2 exons. Gene Ontology annotation, biological process: cell wall organization.
AUGAGAGCUGUUACAAUUGCCGCUGCUGGUGCAGCUGUUGUCGGAUCCGUUUCUGCUUCAAGCCAUGUCAAGCACAUGCACGCGAAACUCCACGCCGCUCGCGACACCUGGGCUGACUGGAAUACGACCUCUACCACGACGACGACCACCACCACCACAACGAAGUCCGUAGACCCUGCCACCGCCACCACCACAUCUGCCGUGGUUUGGGAGGAUUGGGACACCACCACGAGCACUACCACCACGACCACGACCACCAGUGCUGCCGACCCUUGGGCGGAUUGGGAAUCUACGACCACGACCACGACCAAGCCUGUCGACCCUGCGACAACAAGCAGUGACGAGCCUUGGGUCGACUGGGCCACUACUGUCGACCCUGCCGAUUCUUCCUCGACCGUUACCGUGACCUGGGUUGACUGGGAGUCGACGUCUUCUACUCCUGUUGAACCUGCCGCCACGAGCACUGAGACAUGGGGUGACUGGUCGGCGGUUGAGGAGACCACGACGAUCACUCUUGAAUCAACCAAGACCGCCACCAAGUACGUCGAGGCUCUCACCUCCGGCCCUGCUGCCGUGACCAGCAUUAUCACGGCCACCGUUGUUCCGGAACUUAGCUCCACUGGCUGGUUUGGCUCUUCUUUGAGUCCUGCUGCCGAAAGCUGUGUGUUGGAGGUUUACACAUCCUAUGGUGCUGCUACAUGGUACCCGACCCCUGGUGUCGCAACCACGACCACGACCGCCGCUACCACCACCACCACCACCACUGCUGUUGUCACCACCACCACCACCACUACUACGUCGACCACGACCAUCACCACCACUUCUGCACAAGGCUGGGGCUGGGCUCCGGAAUCCCCCAUUGCUUCUCCCACUACCUCGAGCACGACCACUUCUGCUCAAGGUUGGGGCUGGGCUCCGGAAUCUCCCAGCGCUUCUGCUACAAUCGCGACCGGCGGCUGGGGUGGCUCUCCUUCAGCCUCGCCCUCAGGAUCUGCCAGCAGCUCUGGAUCGACUCCCAAGCCUAGCGGUGGCAGCGGCGGCGGUUCUUCCGGCAUCACUGCCAACGGCAACUCGUGGGCUCUGACCUACUCGCCAUACACCUCGAGCGGCGGCUGCAAGGACGCCGGCACGGUUGCCUCUGACCUCGCCAUCAUCGCGCAGAAGGGAUUCUCCUCCGUCCGCAUCUACAGCACCGAUUGCAGCUCCCUCGAGAACGUUGGAACGGCCGCCCGCAACAACGGCUUGAAGAUCAUUCUUGGUGUCUGGAUCUCAUCCACCGGUAUUUCUGGCGCCCAGGGCCAGAUCUCCGACAUCAUCAGUUGGGGUCAAUUCGAUCUCGUUGAGCUGAUUGUCGUCGGUAAUGAGUCUGUCUUCAACGGAUACUGCUCCGCCUCGGAACUUGCCGGCUUCAUCUCCAGCAGCGCCUCGUCCUUCAAGGCAGCCGGCUACACCGGUCUGGUCACUACGACAGAGCCCCUUUCAGUGUGGGAGGAUAGCAGCUCUGCCUCUGCCUUCCUCGGAGCUGUUGAUGUUUGCGGUGCCAACCUGUACGCAUUCUUCAACGCAGACGUCACUGCCGACAAGGCUGGAUCGUUCAUCCAGUCCGAGAUCGACAUCCUGAACGGUAUCUGCGGUGACAAGGCAGUCUAUGUCUUGGAGUCUGGAUGGCCACACGCUGGUAACUGUAACGGUGCUGCGUGCCCCAGCCCAGCAAACCAAGCGACUGCCCUCAAGGGUAUCCAGAACACCGUCGGUGCCCAGGUCGUCUUCUUGAGCUUCGAAGACGAGCCAUGGAAGGCUCCUGGCCAGUUCGACGUCGAGCAAUAUUGGGGAUGUGCCGGUGUCUUCUAG